AUGAGUGGUGGAUCCGUUACCAUAAAUGCUUCUAUAUCCAAUCGAGUGGAGAUUCUGAACAUUACUUCAGACUCAACUUUUUAUGAUGAUAAUUCAUCGUAUAGUCCUUAUGGCGACAAUACACUAUUGCAUACAAAUACAAAUAUUACAAAUAAUACUCUGAAAAAAGAAGAUUGUUUCGAAACUAUUACGGGAAAAGACUGGAUCCCGAAUGGAGAAAUCCAUGAAUCAAAUAAUAAUAUAACAGAUAUAAACAGUACAAAAAGUUUUGAAAAUCACAGCAGUCAAGAUAUUACAAAUUACAUGUUUGAUGUAUCUUCGGACAACAAAAUCGAGCCAUACAACGAAAUCAAAGAAGUUCUCAAAGAAAAAUUCCUCGCCUCGUUGAAUCUGAUUCGUACAUCAUUGAUACCAUCUGACACAAAUAAUACAGGUUCAGUCAGAGCACCAAGACGCCUGACUAGAAUCAGAAAAGUCAAAAAAGUAUUCGAUCCAUCAGAUAAUUUUAUAGUGAAAAAGAAAAGAAGCAAACAGCCCAAAACAAUGCCAACAAAGCCAAAAACGAUGCCAACGAAGCCAAAUGCUACAAUUUCCCAAGAAAACAGAGAAACUGUUACCCAUUCUCAAAACAAAGAAACUUCAAAAGAUAAAUAUUUUCAUUGCUGCAGUAGUGAUAAACCAGAUUCAUUAGUGAAAUCACCAUCACUUGAAAAAGUCUCAAAGAGUUGCGAUUCAAUGGAUGCGUCUGAGGUAACCAACCGUUUGAAGGCAGAAAUAAAAGAAACUGCAAACAGCCCAAAAAUAUCAGAGGUGAUCCAUAACAAAAUAACAAAAAAAUGCGAAAACAAAAAAAAAAUAGAUUCUAACAUACCAGAUGUUAGAAAAUGGACUGUUGAGCAAGUUUUUCUCUUUUUCUCACGUUAUUUUCCUCGACAUUCUCAGGCAUUCAAAGAACAUGAAAUCGAUGGAGCUUCUUUGCUCCUUUUAACCAAGAAAGCUAUAAUCGAAAAAUUUGGUGGCUUACACGGAAAAUUGGGACCAGCAUUAAAAAUUUAUAAACAGGUAGUCAUCCUAAAAGCAAGAUAUGACGAUACCGCCCUUUACUGGCUUUAA
Messenger RNA from Trichogramma pretiosum, 1113 nucleotides. RefSeq lists its product as uncharacterized. Lineage: Eukaryota; Metazoa; Arthropoda; Insecta; Hymenoptera; Trichogrammatidae. The record is from RefSeq and is a predicted model, not a curated record. The transcript has 4 exons. Bases 1 to 1113 code for a protein of 370 amino acids.